UUUUUUUAAUAAAGUCUUUAAUUAUCUGGGUUCAACUGCAUAUUCUCAUUUCAUUAAGCAAAACACCUGCUACUCUGGAGAUGAGUUUAUUGUCAGAGGUUGCUAAAUCAUACAUGGAAGAAAAAGGCAGAAAAAGAAAGGUCUUUAAUUUGUCAUAAAUUAUGUGUCUGAAAUUCAGUCAUUAAUAUAAUAAUAGCAUAGAGUCCUGAAAAGCAAAACAACUCAAAAAGAGGGAAAAAAUACAACAAAYGAAGGUACAGAACACUGAAAAAAUWAAUAAAUACAAUUUGAAGAACUAUGUGAAUUUGAGUUUGCUUUCAGACWCUAGAUGGCAGCACUGUUAUACCGCACCUGCAUCUGAAGGUUCAUCGCUCUGUCUUCAACAGGAGGCAGUCGUUCAUAAAGAGGAUUAUUAGUUAUUAUCCAUCAUCAGGAGAUUAGCCAACAUAAUCCUCAUCCUAAAAAUCCAGCUCAUCACUAGGUGGCUUAAUCAAGUUUGCAGUGGGAGGUUUCUUUCUUUGAUAAAGCCGUUGAUCGGGGUUCGAUGUGUGAACACACUGGGGUUUAUGUCUCUGUCGUCAAAGAUAAAGCCUUAAGUUUGAAGAGAUCACAGGUCCUGCUGAGCGUGGGAGGUAAAUGGAAUGCGUCGACCCAAAAACUAACAUGAUUCUAGAGCUGCUCRGUAGAAACGUCUAGAUGUACACACACGGUAAUCACAACAUACCUGUGGACGGGCGCAGAAGUCUCAUUGGCAGUUGCAGAAAUCACUUUKAUUGCAGCGAUUGCCUUAAAAGGUUCAGCAACAAACUAUUAAGUUGCAGUCUGUGGGGAUGCUGUGUUAAGGUUUUCCACCACUCAAAGCAUUUUGGGCGAAAAAGUUUUGGGUUCUUCUUAGCAGUGUACCUUCUUUACAUACCCAAAAGGUAAGAUUCGCGGACCUGUCAUCGGAUCGUCCCACCUAAACUCUGGAUCUAUGUGGCUCUAGAGGAGACCAUUUAUCAAAGAGUCCUUACAAAUUCACUCUGUAAUGGAAGCUGUAACUUCUAGGAUGUGGAUUGUUAUUUUGUUUCCACAUUAGCCAUUGAGAAAUUUAUAUUAUGAGCUAUUUCUUGAGUUUUGCCUUCUUCAGUUCAAGCUCUUAAACUAGGUAUGGCAAUUAAGAAAAAAACAAAAAAAAAACUUCAUUAUGCUCAUGUGUCCAUCUCAGGUUAGCAAUGCUGUCACCAAGUGGCAGAAACUCCAAUUAUUCUACCAAGGCAUUCUGGAAAAUGGAGACAAAAGGACAGGCAAUUGGCUGCUGGUCUACUCCCCCGUGCCAAUUACCUGUAUAUUCCUGUGCUACCUGAUCACGAUAUGGGCGGGGCCAAAGCUGAUGGCGAACAGGCGGCCCGUCAACCUCAAACCCGUCCUGGUGGUUUACAAUUUUGCCAUGGUCUGCCUGUCUGCCUACAUGUUCCAUGAGUUCACAGUAUCAUCUUGGUUAGCCGGUUACAGUUUGUUGUGCCAGCCGGUCGACUACAGCAGCAAUCCAUUGGCUCUACGGCUGACGUUCCUCCACGUCUACCACCAUGCGACCAUGAUCUUUAACUGGUGGGCCGGGGUUAAAUACGUAGCCGGGGGUCAGUCUUUUCUGAUUGGUCUGGUCAACUCCCUGGUCCACAUGGUCAUGUAUUUGUACUACGGGCUCGCCGCCAUAGGGCCUCACAUGAAUAAGUACCUGUGGUGGAAACGAUACCUCACUUCUCUGCAGCUGCUGCAGUUUUUCCUCGUCACCAUGCACACCGCCUACAAUCUCCAUGCUGACUGCGACUUCCCCGACUCCAUGAACGCUGUCGUGUUGGCCUAUUCUCUCAGCCUCAUUGUUCUCUUCAGUAACUUUUACUACCAAAACUACCUCACAAAGAAGACCAAAAGCAAAGAAUAAUCAAGUCAAAGAGAAAAGAAACCGUUUKAAACCAAGAGGACGUAUCAGAAGAGCCAACGGUCGGCUAUGGCCRAAGCUUGACACGACACAGGCUGGAUAUUGACACAGAGUUCUGUAUGGUACCACUCUGAUGCUAUAUUUUGAAUAUGGUAAUCAGUGCCCAAUCAUUGGAAGCGGCUUACUAGCAACAGUUGAAGUCUCACCUUUGAUCUUUGGAAAAAUAGCCCAAAAAAAUMCUUUGUUGGACACACAGAGGUAAUAUUUUCAGAUCAUGUACCUUGAAUGACAUCUAGUGUUUGAUGUAUUUAAAYAUGUGGUCUAUGUUUAAGUGAAACUACUCAGUAGUAUUCCUGACUUUUUUAUUAGCCCCCGUUGUUUMAACUGGCCUAUGUACUUGAUUGUGAUUGUGGGUUAAAUAUUGAUGCCAAGUCGCAUUGAGGGUAAAUAUUUUAUUUUGAAAAAAUGCUAAAUAUAAUAGUUUUCAAAUUCCUUUGAACCCUAUUAAACUAACUUAUUCUCAGA
Messenger RNA from Poecilia reticulata (guppy), 2446 nucleotides. NCBI's taxonomy places the organism in Eukaryota, Metazoa, Chordata, Actinopteri, Cyprinodontiformes, Poeciliidae. The record is from RefSeq and is a predicted model, not a curated record.